CUGACAGCAGCCUUCUACAACACCUAUAAAAUCCCCCUCUGGCUAAUGCACCACAUGCUAACGAGGCAAAUACAGAGCUCUAAUGGAAGCAAGCAGCAGAGUGACGGUGCAGGUGUUGUUGUUGGCGUUGGUGGUUCAAGUCACCCUCUCCCAGCACUGGUCCUAUGGAUGGCUACCAGGUGGAAAGAGAAGUGUGGGAGAGCUGGAGGCGACCAUCAGGAUGAUGGGCACAGGAGGUGUGGUAUCUCUUCCUGAAGAGGCGAGUGCCCAAACCCAAGAGAGACUUAGACCAUACAAUGUAAUUAAUGAUGAUUCCAGUCAUUUCAACCGAAAGAAAAGGUUCCCUCAUAAAUGAAGAGCUCCUAAAAAAAAAAGAAGAGAAGCAGACUGUAUUUGCAUUAUCAUCAGCA
Messenger RNA from Thunnus maccoyii (southern bluefin tuna), 410 nucleotides. RefSeq names its product gonadotropin-releasing hormone 3 (gene gnrh3). Bases 83 to 355 code for a protein of 90 amino acids. Gene Ontology annotation, biological process: multicellular organism development. The record is from RefSeq and is a predicted model, not a curated record. Gene Ontology annotation, molecular function: hormone activity. NCBI's taxonomy places the organism in Eukaryota, Metazoa, Chordata, Actinopteri, Scombriformes, Scombridae. Gene Ontology annotation, cellular component: extracellular region. The transcript has 4 exons.